This is a messenger RNA of Magnusiomyces paraingens, 1134 nucleotides long. RefSeq lists its product as uncharacterized. The coding region runs from base 1 to 1134 and encodes 377 amino acids. Gene Ontology annotation, biological process: Golgi organization. Lineage: Eukaryota; Fungi; Ascomycota; Dipodascomycetes; Dipodascales; Dipodascaceae. Gene Ontology annotation, cellular component: endoplasmic reticulum; endoplasmic reticulum-Golgi intermediate compartment; membrane. The record is from RefSeq and is a predicted model, not a curated record. The transcript has a single exon.
AUGGCUGAUCAGCUACCCCAUCAACCCAAUUUGGCCUCUUCAACCCCAGUCUUUCGUGGAUCAGCCACUGCAACUCCUGCCUCGUCCCAGAUUCCAUCAGGUGUAGGUGUCCCCAAUCCUGCAGCUGCUCCUGCAUCUGCCGCUGCCUUUUCUUCGCAACAACACAUUCCUACCCCGCCGCUCAGAUCAGCCAGCGCAUACCCAACAGCAGGCUCAUACCCUAACUAUGGUGUCCAAUACACCUCUGUAGGCUCUACUCUUAACUUGGGUCCCCUAGGGAAUGUCCAACUCGGCGAGGGAGCUACCCAUGCUUUGACGGCUGCGCAAAAAUACUCUGAACAAUUGGAUGAACAACUGGGCAAGUGGGGGGCCCCCAUCAAACCUUGGCUCCCAGCCAUUGGCCGGUUUCUCAUGGUGGCUACCUUUUUCGAGGAUGGCGUUCGUCUCACUUCUCAAUGGCAGUCACAAGUCAAUUACAUUUGGAAAUACCGUGGCGUCCCCAAACUUAUUACGGUUCUGUUUCUGGCCCUCAAUGUGCUGUGCAUGUUUGGUGGCUCAUUAGCCGUUGUGGCCCACAAGCAGCUGGUCUAUGGUGUGGGAGCACUUGCCUUUGUCGUGAUCUCCCAGGCCCUAGUUUAUGGUUUGCUAUUUAACGCCCAGUUUUUUGUUCGCAAUUUAUCAAUUCUCGGUGGCUUGCUUAUGGUGGUUUCUGAUGCCUUUGUACGAGAUAAAAGAGCCCUUUCAAUGCCUGGACUACCUAUGCUAGAACCCAAGGAUCGUGCUCGCUAUUUGCAACUAGCUGGUCGCAUUCUGCUCAUGUUUUUGUAUCUUUCAUAUGCCCUAAGUGACGCUACAACCUGGGCCCGUACUUUUGGCGCCCUGCUAGGACUGAGUGCUUGCGUGUGUGUGGCCAUUGGCUUUAAGGCCCGUUUAUCUGCAGCAUUGCUGGUGCUGAUGCUUGCCUGGCGCAACUUUACUAGCAACAAGUACUGGGACUAUGAGGCUGGCCACCCAGUGCGUGACUUUUUGCGUUAUGAGCACUUUCAGAUUUUGAGCAUUGUUGGUGGUCUUUUGCUGGUGGUAAACUCGGGGCCUGGUGCCAUUAGUGUAGAUGAAAAGAAGAAGAUUUAUUGA